This is a messenger RNA of Sitodiplosis mosellana (orange wheat blossom midge), 2405 nucleotides long. RefSeq names its product ELAV-like protein 3. The transcript has 2 exons. Gene Ontology annotation, molecular function: RNA binding. NCBI's taxonomy places the organism in Eukaryota, Metazoa, Arthropoda, Insecta, Diptera, Cecidomyiidae. The record is from RefSeq and is a predicted model, not a curated record. The annotation marks the transcript as partial.
CCAUUGGCUCAGUACGUGAGUUUGCCGAAUUAUCGGCUAACUCACGGAGCUAAUUUCGUCAGAAUAAAGAUGUUUUAGCUGGUUUAUUUUGUUCCAUAUUGGCUCCAGCAUUGUCAACAGCUCAGCGAUUUGGCUUUUAACCUCACAGUUCGAUGUACACAUGUUUACAGUCAGUCAGUAGGCAACAACAAUAACAAGUAAACAGAACGAAGAAAAACUUGAAGAAAUUAUACACAAAAAUAAAUUUCGAACGAAAACUUUAUAUUGCUGAGGUAAAACAGGACUUAAAUUUUUAAUUUGAUGUAAAAUAUCGUAUAAUUAAGACGAAAAACAAUUUAAAAACAAACAAAUUUGUUGAAAAUAGACGGAGAAAAAAAAAAGUAGACGUCCAAUUUGACAGGUGUUGCCAUAUUGAUUGGAUAUCCGCUCGCUAAACACAUCAACUUUGCUCAUUUAGUGAUUCGUACUAGGUGGAUUGAAAAGUCGGACUUUUUGAAUGAAAACACAUUUUUUCGCAAAAUUUCAUUUUAUUUCUCAAUAUAGGCUCCUUUUAGCACAAUACAGCGAGCCCAACGAUCUUCCAACUUUUGGAUGCCUGCUAAAUAGUACGAUUUGUCCCAAAAUAGCUAUCUGUUUCGAACUCGACUUCUUCAUUGUUGUAAGAACGCCUUCCACAAAGCCAUCUUUUGAGGUUUGGGAACAGGUAGUAAUCACUGGGGGCGAGGUCAGAAGAAUACGGCGGGUGCGGAAGCAAUUCGAGGCCUAACUCGUGCUUUUUGGCCAUUGCAACCAUCGAUGUGUGCGAUCAAAAGAGGAUUUUUUUCUUCUUCAUAUGGGGCCGUUUCGAUGCAAUUUCGACGACCAAUCGAUCCAACAAUGCAGCAUAAUAUGCGCCAGUAAUCGUCCUUCGUUUUUGGAGGUAGUCGAUGAAGAUUAUUCCGUGCGCAUCCCAAAACAAACUGGCCAUUACCUUCCCCGCCCAUUGUUGCGUUUUUGGCCCCUUUGGCGGCGGUGAACCAUGUUCCGUCCACUCUCUGGCCUGUUGACUGGACUCCGGAGUGUAGUGAAUUUUUACUAUUUUACUGAUCACUUUAAUUGCGAUAGUAAUAUUCAACUAAAAAAACUCACUCCGGUUGCCGUUAAAAUAGGCCAAAUUGGCUUGAGAAGUGGUUACACGAAUGCGUUUCAGCAAACGCGGCACCCAUCUUGCGCAUAGCUUAUUCAUAUGCAAAUGUUCAUGCAAUAUGUUAAGCACCCGUUCAUAUGAGACGUUUACAGUCUCAACUAACUCACGCACUUUCAUUUUCGGAUGAUUUAACACCAGAUCAUGUAUUUUGUCUAUCAUUUUUGGGGUAGUAACCACAUUUGGACGACCUGGGCGAGCUGCGUCUUCGGUGCUCGUGCGACCACACUUAAAUUCAGUAAACCACUUGUGGACCAUUUUAUGAGAUGGUGCGGAGUCCGGAUAAUACUUUUUAAGCGCCAUUCCGAUCUGAGCGAUGGUUUUUCCACGCAGAAAAUAGUGUUUAAUCAACACACGAAAUUCACUUUUUUCCAUGUUUACACAAAUGUUUGGGGGUUGGUUGCUCGGAUUUGGCUCCAAUUUUGACAGCUGUCUUCUGAAGGAUGGAACUUAUCAAAAACCAUUAGGAUUUUGUAUCAGUGUCUUCCUCUUAUAGAAAAGUACCUGACAUAUCGAUCCACCUAGUACUCCAGUACAUACUUACGAAAUCUCACAUCAAUAUGUGGAUCUGGCCAGUUUUGUGAUCGCUUCCAGCACUAAAAUUGACUUUAUUGAAGUAUGUUCUCUCAAUUUCGAAAUCCGAUAAGAAAUUCGGAAUUUUCGCACCAGUUCGGUUCAGAUUUUUUGGAAUAAAAGUUUGUAUAUUUAUUUUGAAAUUAUCAUGAUUUAUCGCCAAUUUUUGAAAAACUACAGAAUGUUUAAUUCCAGAGUAAUUUUGUUGCGCCUAUAACGUAUGCCAUUUUUAGGCUUAUCAAAAGGUGUUGGAUUCAUACGUUUUGAUCAGCGCUGUGAAGCAGAACGAGCCAUUAAAGAACUUAAUGGAACAAUACCGAAGAAUUCCAAUGAAGCGAUCACAGUCAAGUUUGCCAAUAACCCAAGCAGUAAUAAAACAAUGGCACCAUUAGCUGCUUAUCUAACACCACAAACAACUCGUCGUGGAUUUCCUGGUCCAAUUCACCAUGCAACUGGUCGAUUUAGAUAUAGUUUGGCAUCUUCCAGAUACUCUCCACUGACUAAUGAUAUUUUGGCUAAUUCAAUGCUAUCAUCAAAUCCAAUAAAUGGCUCGGGCUGGUGCAUUUUUGUAUACAAUUUAGCACCAGAAACUGAAGAAAAUGUUCUUUGGCAAUUAUUUGGACCGUUUGGCGCUGUACAAUCAGUUAAA